CGAUUUCGUCAGUAUCAACCAUUUCUUUCUGCAAUCUGGUCGUUGCCAACUUCCAAGGAUCCGUGAACACAUCUUGGGACCGGAACCGGAUGUGCCGCUUGUUAUUGUACUUGGGCAGAACUUGUGGCGAAGCCGUUUUCGACAUUUGACAAUGUCGUUAAUUAAUGCAGCAUUAUGAAUCGUUUUUAUUUUGGAUCUUAUUCGACGGAUCGUACGCUUCGAUCUUAUUAGAACUCUAUGUCGGUGAUGCGGUAUUGACUUGCUAGUUACUUAUGUCACAUGCUAGUUGCAUUCGUGACUUUUAUCUGAUGGUGUUUAGCGGGGGCAGCGCGGGUUCGUGGCGUUGAAUCGGCUGGAAUUUCCGAACGAUCGGGACACUACUGCCGCUCCAAACAUGAAUCCAUCGAAGCCAUUUGGAGGAGGUUUCCAAGCUCCGAGCAACGCUAAUCCGAGUUUGUUCCCGUCAUUUGGACAGCAACCCUCCGGCAGCCUGCCUCGCAAUGUGGGCAUUUUCCAAUCGUCAGCGUUCGGUCUGCCAUCGGCCUCCAUAGUACCCGGUAAUAUCAUGUUUGCACAGGGUCCUUCGUUUGGACAGCAAGCAGCGCAAAGCUCGUCGUUCUCCAGCCAGUCUCCAGCUUUAAGCCAACGUCCUGUGGGGGCAAGCAACGCUGGCUUCGGCUGCAAUGCUGGGCCAGCCUUUGGAGCUAUGAGUGGAUCAAGCCAGGGUUCCGCUUUUGGACAGACACCCGCAUUUGGACAGCAGUCUGCAUUUGGUCAGGACCCAAGUUUUGGACAGCUCUCGACAGGUUUUGGACAAAAGCUCCCAGGCUUUGGACAACAGCCUGCAGUAUUUGGAAGCACUCAAAACAGCUCAGGAUCUACUGCUGCUUCAUUAGUGCCACCUCAGCAGAUAAGUUUUGCACACUCUGUUUUUGGACAAGCACCAAGUACCACCGCUGCCGGUAGUGUGUUUGGUACGACUCCGACCCAGAGCAGAGGAUUUGGAUCUGAAUUCAGUUUCAAGCCAGCCAGUGAAGUUCUUUUCAAACCAAUCUACAGUGGCAGUCCUGAACCCAGUCACCCUCAAACCACGCCGCUGUCCACCUUACCUCCUUUUGGUAGCACCACAGAGAAGACGAGUUCCGGCACUGCUGGUAGCAGCAGCAGCACCAUCACUGGCUUCUCUGGGGCAAAAUUGGGAUCAUUGGGCUUUAGUUUCUCUCAGCCUGCUGCUGCUCCAUCCCUUCCGCUCCAAAACAACCCAGUAACAAGCGGCGUCAGUAACAGCGGCCCUUCCAGUGCUCUGCAAUUCACCUUUUCCCAGCCUGCCGCCGCGCCCUCCACUUCCAACACCAAUGCUCCAAUGGGCCAGCCUAAAACACCAUCCACUUUUAGCUUUUCAACCAAACCCCUCCAAGCGCAGACGGCCCAACUCUUUGGUGGAAACGCAAUCAUUCAGCCCUCCGCUUUCAGCGACAAUCAAUCCAAAGCGGAGCCCGGUCAAAGGAGCCAGGGUGGAGACGCCAAUGUAUUUGCGCCGUUUAGAAAAGGCACCAAACGUAAAGAAGAAGACCCGGCAACGAGUGCGCCCAAUGCUGCAGCAGCGCCGCAAGCUAUUGCGGAGGAGGCCGAAACAACGGACUCCUCUUCACCCAGGCAGCCCCCCAAAAGACCUCUCAUGAGAACUCGGCCCACUGCGGGGCUCUUCAGCAGAGCGCUGAGCGGAUUGCGAAAAGCUGCCACCACUUCGGUCCAACAAGAGGGAAAGGAACCUCUGCAGCAGAAAGCCCAGCUGGAGGAGUUGACGAGCCAGCAUCCCCAAGUGACGCGUGAACAUGCGACUCCUAGCACAUCGGCCGUACAAACCAUGAGCACUGAGGUAGUGGAAAAAGCCCAAGAGUCAGACUUGCAAGACCCCCGAGAAGCGAUGGGCGAAAGCAAGACGCCAAGGAGAACUGGCGCGCGGAGCGAGAGCUUGGACGGCGAGAGCUUGGACGGCGAGAGCGGGACGUCUCCCACUGACUGGACCGUCCUUCAGUGCAGGAACAUCCCGGCGGCCCUCAACAAAAAGAACAUCAUUGAGAAGCAUUUCUCUCAAUUUGGCAACGUGAGCAAGCUCCAAUGCCGGCCUUCCAAGGGAUUAGCCAUGGUGCACUUUGAAAGCCACGCAUCUGCAGCCAAGGCAAAGAAGAACGGCAAGCUCCUGCAUCAGCAAGAACUCCUCCUUUUGUGGCAGCGAAAGAAGCAAAGCGCGACUCAAUUCUUAAGUCCAGGGGAUAAAAGCAGAAGAGCCGUGGGGAAAAAAGCAGCGGAGAAGGGCAACGAGGCUGCUCAUUUCAAGGCUUUCAAACGACCCGUACUUGGCGACACCUUUACCCGCAGUAACUCACCGUCGAAGAGGCCAGCGGUAACUCUCCAGCUUGACUCGGAACUUCCGAAGGAGAACGUCACCACGACUCAGCUCUCGGAGUGCCUCGCGCCCCUCAUCGGCGUCACGGCAGAGACGACGGAGGACAAGUACCGGCUUCUAGAGCAGAGGGACAAGAUUUUGCGACAAGGUCGGCCCAAAAGUACGGACAUGGACCUCUCCAAGGUCUUCGUAGGAACGUGUCCUGACAUGUGUCCUGAGAAGGAGAGAUACAUGAGGGAAACAAGAAAUCAGCUCAGCAUAUACGAAGUCCUCCCCAACACAGAGAUGGUGGAUCACGGAGCAGCCAUCAAAGAGUACAGUCGUUCAUCCGCUGACCAGGAGGAGCCCCUUCCUCACGAGUUACGCCCCUUGCCGGUACUCGCCAUGACCAUGGACUAUCUGGUCACUCAGAUCAUGGACCAAGGUCACGACAGCUUGCGGGAUUGGUACGAUUUUGUCUGGAACAGGACCCGGGCUAUCCGAAAGGACAUCACCCAGCAGCGUUUGUGCUGCCCGCACACCGUGUCACUGAUCGAGAAGUGCACACGCUUCCACUUACACUGCGCCCACCAUCUCUGCGAAGAGCCAAUGUCCGUUUUUGAAGUCAAGAUCAACAACGAGAACUUGACAAAGUGCUUGCAAAGCCUGAAAGAGAUGUACGAGGACCUGGAGGGCCGUCACGUCUUGUGCCCCCGCGAGGCUGAGUUCCGCCAGUACAGUGUCCUGUUGAAGCUCAACGACGGCGACAUCCUGCGUGAGGUCCAACAGUUCCGGGACGAAGUGCGCAACUCCCCCGAAGUGCAUUUUGCCGUGCAGGCUUUUGCCGCUCUCAACAGCAACAACUUUGUGCGCUUCUUCAAGCUGGUGAAAAGGGCAUCCUACCUGGCCAGUUGCCUCCUCCACAGAUAUUUCAAUCAGGUCCGAGCAAAGGCAUUGAAGACCUUGAACACUGCUCACACUGUGGGUCCGCGCUCAACUGCUUUUCCUGUGGACGACAUCGUUCGGAUGUUGAUGUUCUGCAGUGCCAAAGAAGCAACCGACUUCAUCCAGAAGUACGGCCUCAAUGUCAGCGAGGGCGUGGUGGAUCUGAAUCGGGUAGCCUAUCAGGAGCCAGAGUUGCUAUCCCAGAAGAAGUCUCAGGUCAUUCAGGCUAAGAAAACAACCUCGACUGGGGAAGUGGUGAAUGGAGGCCCCCUCCCCAAUCCCCCUCAGCACAAACCUGUCUGCACCUUUGACUCUUACAACAAAUACAGAGGAGAAGGCCCCUUGACUGAGUCUGCACCCAAUCCAUUUAAAGGUAUGGUCACAUGGAUCGAUUCUGCUGGAAACCUUUGCCGUCUCGUCAUCGAUUUUGCUUUCGUUCCUUUAGCUAUUGCUGCCAAAGUAGAAGUGAAGGCCCCGCCCAGCAUCCAAUUCCAGACCCAAGUUUCACCUGAUGUCCCCAAUGUUUUUGGGGUGAGAGCAGAGAAGACCGAGUCCAGCCUUUCUUUCCCAAGCGUGGCCCUCCAAGCUGAAGAAGCAGCGCAGCUCCUCCAGCCUGUAGCGCAGCCGCCCGCUGUCAAAGCACCGUCACCUGUACCGGAACCUCAACCAGUGUUCAGCGAUGAGGACAUUACGGCCGAAGUGGAUUGUUUGAUUGACGAAAUGGUUGAGACAUCGGCGAGAGCGGUAGCUGCUGACGGUGCCGCUUAUGCCGCAGCAGCACUUGUUGAGAGCAGUGUGCAGGCAGAGUCCGUACUGAAUGAAGUUUUAGGAGAAGUGCUGCAAGAAUUGUCUUCUCGCGAGAUCCUUCUGGAACAAGAGCGUGUCGCUGAAGAGCAACGCAGGAUUGAGGAAGCAAGACGGAGACAGGAGCUGGAGAACCUUUUGUCCAAGUUCAGGCUCUCUUUGUUCGCAGAGAUCACGCAGGAAGUAUUAGAUGAGACUAUCCAGGAGAUUGCCGCCACUGUCUUCCGUCAAGCAGUGGAUGAGAAAGCACGCUGUGUCGCUCAAUGCUCUCAAGAAGUCUGCACUAGUUUCAUUGAGGACACUUUGAAAGCAGACAUUGCUCUGCUCGUCGAAGAGAUCCUCACGGCUGAGCUGCAGCGCGCUCGCAAGUACAUCAAAAGGUGGCGUGAUGUGGUAGCGGUGCGCCGGCAGCUGAAGAGACAGAUGAGAGGUUUCCCGGCAGCUCCUUGCUUCGUGGACCCUCGCUUCAAAUUGAAGGCGCUGUCUCCGAGCGCUCCGGCGCAGCAGUCUGUUGAGGAUCUGACCCGUGGAAUAGUACACCUGGGAAAUGCAGGAAGGUUAUCUCUAUCCAGCACCAGGGCAUUGAAAAUGAGAUAUUUGGCUGUCCACCAAAUGAGAGUCCACUACUACUAUCAGCAGCUUCUUGAUGAGUUAGUGUGGGCACCACUCGACAUGCCCACGCUGGUGAUGGAAAAUGUCCACAACCCACCUGAAAGAAUCUUCUGGAAAGCUGUUGUCUUACUGCCCAGUGAGCACGAGAGUGUCGCCAGCCUGGCAGACAGGAUUCUGUCCGAUUGGCUCGAAAUGAAGCUUGCUGGCAGCCAGCAAGCUUCAAAGAUGAUGGAGGAACAGCGGGAUGGAACUCUGCAGACCCUCCACCUGUCCAACACAAUCAGGGAGAAGGGGCAUGGUACCCAUGAAGUCCAUGUCAGCAUCAAGGUGUCCAGAGGUCCGUUGUCCGAAGACGGUUUAUCUCAAAUGGAGGAGUGCUGCGAGCUGCAAGGGACAGGAGCACUGAUCAUGUUGCUCCCGGCGCUGACCUUCUCGGAGGACGAUGGUAACGAGCAGGACGUCCCUCUGCUCUCGGCCUUGCUUCAGCUCAAACAGUUGCAGCAAGCCAGCAGCGGGCACUGCCCGCUGCCUCUUGUCAUUCUGGUGCCGGGCCCUGAUCGCAUCACCUGCAACACUGGCAAACUUGAAGAAGAACUGAUGCUGCCUAUGCUCGUAAAGGAUGGCCUCAUAUCAGAGUAUAUCUUGUUGUUCAUCCCAGAAAGCACAAAUGAUAUGCAAGGAACCAAAGAGCUCAGCUGCGCUCUGCGUUGGCUCGUGCCCCGUGCACCUCCACCUAUCCCACUUUGCUGCCGCACCCUGGUGCAACUCGUGGAGGACAACUUGAGUCAGGAGUUCAGCGGUAGGGUUUCUGCUCACUGCCGGCAACGUGCCGCUGCCGGCCUCCCGCCGCCGGAUCCCGCUCCCGUCAUCCAGCUAUACAACGGCGUCAUAAGCCACAUUGCCGCCGCGGUGUCGUCGGAGGAGCUCUCCAAGAUCUGGUGGCCGCCAGGAGAAUUCUGUAACCCUGACAACGGCCGGUUUGUUCCAAAUCUGGGCUGGAACUCUGGCUCGCACUUGGCCUGGUUGCGUCAAGCCGUCCUCAACUUGCAGCUCCCACAAUGGAGGCAAGAACUUUCAAACUCAGACACUUGGUCCGAGCUGUGCUCCUCCAUCUAUGGCUACGCCGAUCAGAUCCAAGCGACGCAUGGCAGUCGGCCCCUCAUCAUGUCACGUCUGGAAAAUCUCCUGGAGCGGGUCAGAAUCAAAAGCCAGCGCAGGAGAAUUUCUGCUUCUAAGCAGAGCUUCAACUUUUGGGAUGGGACACACGACGCAGAUCCGGCCUAUAGUCAGAUCCCUUGGGUUGACGUGCUGGUCAUCUGCAUUGACCACAAACUGAGAGACUGGCAGCUUCCUGAACCUGUCUGUGAAGACGCUAUCACAGAUGAUGGGGAAAUCCUGGUUUACUAUCUGAGGGAGUCAUUAAAGGGCUUCCAGCCACCCGAGGAAUGGAUCGAGUCGGUCCGAAUGACGCACAGGGAAAAACAGCGAGACGACAAUGGGACAAGUUCAGCUACCUGUACUACACCCAACCAGCUGACAGUUCGGCAUCGAUUGUUCCCGAGCGUUCUGGAAGCCCCUCUGGACGUCUCACACACCCCCACAGCACUAGAGGCGCUUACCCACAAGGUGUUCCAGACGUUGGAGGAAGAGAAGACUGAAAGCAGAAGGAGCACGCAGCAGCUCCAGCGUUGGCUAGAUGGUGGUGACUGUGUGGACGACUGGGCCACACCACUCCUCAUUCCGUCUUCCAUCCUGCUCUCCAUGCCUGCUUUUGUAAAGCGCGACUCCUCGGCCAAGCCUUCGGAUGCUCCUUUCACCAAGGAAGCGCCGAGUCUCGAGCCGGUGCCGAAAGACAAGCGGAGUCGUUUGCCGCUGACCGAGCGACUGAGAGAGCUUCGGCAGCAGAUUGAAGCAAGCCAAAGGGAAGACUCGCUCUGCAAACUGAAACUGAGUGCAAUGAUGAGCAUUGUGGAAGACUGAGCCAAGUUCUGAACCUUUUCUAUUCUUCAUGUAUACAGUGACUUACGUAUGCCAUUCUUGGCCAUGGAAAAGUCUUAGUGGUCAAUCCUUCCGUUGAUCCCUUUAGUUUUGGAAUAAAUAGUCAAUGAAACAAUA
Messenger RNA from Syngnathus typhle (broad-nosed pipefish), 6865 nucleotides. It is a transcript of the gene mcm3ap, whose product is annotated as minichromosome maintenance complex component 3 associated protein. The transcript is spliced from 27 exons. The record is from RefSeq and is a predicted model, not a curated record. Gene Ontology annotation, molecular function: RNA binding. Lineage: Eukaryota; Metazoa; Chordata; Actinopteri; Syngnathiformes; Syngnathidae. Gene Ontology annotation, cellular component: nucleus; transcription export complex 2; cytoplasm. Gene Ontology annotation, biological process: mRNA export from nucleus. Bases 395 to 6730 code for a protein of 2111 amino acids.